UUUCCUGUCGGGAGGGUUUCAGUGGGGCACACGGUGUUGCUAGGGGAUGAUGGUUGUGAGUGUUGGGUUAGUGGAGAUCUGCUGGUUAGUGCUGGCUCUGGGGUUCCUCACAGCGCUCUGCCUCCACAGACUCACCCUCACACUCCCGGGACACGCAGAGCGAGUCCUGCAGGAUCUGAUUCGAUACGGGAAAACCAAGCAGCGGCUGAAGCGCCCCGGAGUCCUGCGGCUCUUCGACCUGCCCAAAAGAUGGUUCUCACACUUCUAUGCAGUGUCAGUCCUAUGGAAUGGACUUCUCAUCAUCCUCUCUGUCCGUAAUGUGAUGUUUGGUGAGGCACUUCCUGACUUCUUGACAGACGCACUCUGUCUCUUGACCGGACGUCCAAAGUCUGUGUGGAACGAACUUCAGGUGAAUAUUCUAGUAUUGCUUCUUCUUCUGUGGGUUCAUUCUCUCAGACGCCUGCUGGAGUGCCUGUUUGUCAGUGUUUUCUCUGAUGGUGUGAUCCAUGUAGUCCAGUAUGCCUUUGGCUUGAGUUAUUACAUUCUAUUGGGGUUGACCGUCCUGUGUGUGGAGUUCCCGCAGCCUACAAAUGGUUCCUCUACUAGUUCAUUUUCGUCCCUGCUCACAUGGUACAAUGCAGCCGGAGUCCAGCUGUUUAUCUGGGCAUCUCUGCUACAGCAUCGCUCACUGACACUGUUGGCCAGUCUGCGCACCAGCAGCUCAGGUAAGGUGGAGACGUUGGCUCACAGGAUCCCACGUGGGGGCUGGUUUGAGCUAGUGUCCUGUCCACAUUAUUUAGCUGAGCUGCUGAUCUACGCUUCCCUGGGCGUGUUCUGCGGCUGUUUCUCUCUCACUUGGUGGCUAGUGGUGUUUUAUGUUCUCUGCAAUCAAGCUCUGGCUGCCAAGCUAUGCCAUGAGUACUACCAAAGCACAUUUAAGGGAUAUCCACACCAGCGCAAGGCCUUCCUUCCUUUUUUGUUCUGAUAUGCUGUAUGAUAAUGUUAAUAUUCAACAAACAAUGUAUAGGGAUUUUAUUAAAUUACGUUAAACAUUGUUUAACAAAACUAUGAUUUUAUAUAAGGUCCAUUUUGCUGUUAUUUUAUAAAGAAAAUUAAACAAAGCUGUUGAAUCCAA
Messenger RNA from Astyanax mexicanus (Mexican tetra), 1135 nucleotides. It is a transcript of the gene srd5a3, whose product is annotated as steroid 5 alpha-reductase 3. Gene Ontology annotation, biological process: polyprenol catabolic process; dolichol-linked oligosaccharide biosynthetic process. The coding region runs from base 47 to 985 and encodes 312 amino acids. Gene Ontology annotation, molecular function: 3-oxo-5-alpha-steroid 4-dehydrogenase activity. The transcript is spliced from 5 exons. The record is from RefSeq and is a predicted model, not a curated record. Lineage: Eukaryota; Metazoa; Chordata; Actinopteri; Characiformes; Acestrorhamphidae. Gene Ontology annotation, cellular component: endoplasmic reticulum.